Hermetia illucens (black soldier fly) is the source of this 1115-nucleotide messenger RNA. RefSeq names its product chymotrypsin-like. The record is from RefSeq and is a predicted model, not a curated record. The transcript is spliced from 5 exons. Gene Ontology annotation, biological process: proteolysis. The coding region runs from base 71 to 1039 and encodes 322 amino acids. Gene Ontology annotation, molecular function: serine-type endopeptidase activity. Lineage: Eukaryota; Metazoa; Arthropoda; Insecta; Diptera; Stratiomyidae.
UUUCCGGAGUUCCUAUUUCAUGUAUUUAGUUGUAAAUAAGUAGCUUUCCGUUGGCGGGUUAGGAAACACAAUGUGGCGAACGAUUUUGAUUUUAGUUUUGUUUCAAUUAAUCAGGAGUGGUGAGAGUGGCCAAAGAGUUCGGGCACUUGUUGCAAGGCGUGGACAGUUUCCUUACCAUGCCGCCAUCUAUUCGCCUGCAACGGGCGACCGGUUUGCUGGAGCACUAUUUUCACCCAAGCAUAUUUUGACUGCAGCGACUCCUUUUGCUGAUCUGAAGGGUGACUUGGAAGUUUACCUUGGCGCUUACGUACUUGCCAAUAAAAAGGAAAAGGAUCGCAUCAACUUGAAGAUAACAGUGGAAAAUAAUAUUAUUGUGCACGAAGAAUAUGACCACAGAUGGCCGUUGGUUGAUAAUAUCGCCAUUAUCACACUUGACGAAGAAGUUGAGUAUACUGAUCGAAUUCAGCCCAUCCUACUGCCACCACUCGAUGAGGAAUUCAUAGAGGUAGUCGGUGCUCCAGUCCAUGUUUCCGGUUGGGGCGCUAGGUACAAAAGGGAAAGCCUUUCGAAAGCCUUGAAUUUCUACAACACAACUAUCUUCAAUUAUAACAUAUGCCGUAAAUUGUAUCCAAUAUGGGAGAGGAAUAUUUGCAUCAACGCAACUUCAAAAGGUUUAUAUUGCGUUGGUGGAUGGGGAUCGCCAGUUGCAGCAGAUGAAGAAAAUGGUCAGAAGCUAGUAGGGAUCAGCAUUGAACCUGACAGUUGUGCCCAUGGCACAGCGAUUCCGAAUACCCGUGUCGUAUCGUAUCUACAUUGGAUCGAAUUGCACACCGGAAUCAAGCCACGAAGACUUUCCACCCCGGUAGUGAACAGUAUGCCAAUCACCACUACAACCGAAGAACCAUCCGAACCGAGUGCAUUGGAACCGACAGAGCGACCACCUCCUGUCAUUGAUGUUGGAGAUCAAACCACUGAACCAUUCGACUUCGUGACAUUGCAGCAUGAAGAUGCUAACGCAGAUGAUUCUGAAGAACCGUAAGGAUAUGGUUUGGCUUGAAAAAUGUAGGGUCUAUCUAAGGAAUUGAAAAAAAACCAAUAAACCAUGUUAAAUCCUA